Messenger RNA from Hibiscus syriacus, 923 nucleotides. RefSeq lists its product as uncharacterized. The transcript is spliced from 3 exons. The record is from RefSeq and is a predicted model, not a curated record. Bases 485 to 883 code for a protein of 132 amino acids. Lineage: Eukaryota; Viridiplantae; Streptophyta; Magnoliopsida; Malvales; Malvaceae.
GGAUCAUGUGGGUUCGAUUACUUUGUAAGAUUUUACAAAACAGUGAGAUAUUCUUGUCGGAACAAAGGAAUAAAUUGUAAGAUCGGAAGCAAGGUGGUAAUCCAAUCUCUUUAUGCAGAAAAGGUGAGUAUGGAUGGGUUCCACAGGGGUUUGUUUGGGAUAAUAAUUCUAUAAAAAGCAAAGAGGGUAUGAAAUAUGUGAAACAAUCCUGAAAUGGGAGGGAAGAAAAGUUCCAGGGGUGAGGAAACAUGGACGAAAUUAUUUGUAGGCAUAAAUUAGAAACCGAGGGAGGAAAACCAGGAGAUCAAAAUGCCAACUACUCUAACAAAUGCCUUCUUCACUCUCUCGUCUUUAAAUCAAACCACGUUUUCUUCCUCCAUUUAUUUUCCAUUCCCUAUACCAAUUAAUAUAAAUAAAAUCACAAAAAGAAGACAAAAGUCACUGUGUAUCUUUUCCUGUGACCUGGAAGGAGAGAGAGAGAAUCAUGAAGCAGCAUUUACCAGUUAAAUGCAAGCUUGUGGAUUCAGAUUCAGACACGACUAAGUUGGGGUUUGGAAGCUAUGAGCAGCAGCAGCCCCUUUGCCCUAAACCUCGCCGCGUUGGACCUCCCAUUCCCGAGUUUCUCAAGCCCCUCAAAUGUACCAAGCACAGCCUACAGAAUACCGAUGUGAGAAGUGGAGUUCUGAACAUGAUUGAUGACAAGAAAAACGAUGGAGCAUGCGCGGGGUGUUGGCCGAGCUGUUACGCAGGGUCACCGCCGGGAAGAACAGGCAAUCCGUUGGUUCACGACGUCCACUUCGUUCAUCAAAUGGAGCUUCUCUCGCCCUUCACCAGAACCAAUCUUUCAGACAAAUUUGGCAUCCACUCCGCCUCUCCUGCUUGAUAUUGCACCACCCUUUUUCAUGGGUAUCUCUUGCACUGGA